AUGCCAUUAACCCAGUCAAAAAAAGAAUUAGCAAGAGAAACGAUUGAUAUUUUGUAUGAAAUUUCAGUUAUACUUAAUACAGGUUUAGAUAAAAAUUGUCUUUCUUUAUGCGUCAGUCUUUGUGAAAAUGGAGUUAAUCCGGAAGCAUUAGCUAAUGUUAUAAAAGAACUUAGAAAACAUAAACUCGAAUAAUAUUAAUGUAUAUAUCGGAAAUAAAUAUUAAAUGAUAAUGU
Molecule: messenger RNA, 233 nt
Organism: Pneumocystis murina B123
Lineage: Eukaryota; Fungi; Ascomycota; Pneumocystomycetes; Pneumocystales; Pneumocystaceae
Product: mitotic-spindle organizing protein 1
Exons: 3
Coding region: 1-192 (63 amino acids)
Biological process (GO): microtubule nucleation by interphase microtubule organizing center; gamma-tubulin complex localization; mitotic spindle assembly
Cellular component (GO): gamma-tubulin ring complex; spindle; centrosome
Source: RefSeq, a predicted model, not a curated record